This is a messenger RNA of Ilex paraguariensis (yerba mate), 462 nucleotides long. Lineage: Eukaryota; Viridiplantae; Streptophyta; Magnoliopsida; Aquifoliales; Aquifoliaceae. The record is from the annotation of a GenBank genome assembly.
AUGGACGUCUCUUAUUUGCAACAAAGCAACUUUAUUUUGACUCCAAUUCGUUAUUGGACUCAUCGUCCUCUCUUUGUUCUCCCUAGGAUUUCGAUAUCGGUCCACAAGAAGCAAAAAAAUGUUGAUCCAUUCCGAUGUAGGAACAUGUGCUCGGCUUCCACUUCGACUUCAGAAACCUUAGUUACUGGAUCGCGCAAAGAAGAUGGGAAGUCAAGAGAAGUUGUGAGCAAGAAAGAAGAUGAGUUUGGAGACUUGAAAUCUUGGAUGCACAAGAAUGGACUUCCUCCUUGCAAAGUUUUUCUCAAGGAAAGGCAUUCCCACGACUCGGAACAUCGCUCCAUACAUUAUGUAGCUGCGAGCGAAGAUCUCCAGGCAGGUGACGUUGCAUUCUCUGUUCCAAACCCAUUGGUUGUAACACUGGAGCGAGUUUUGGGGAAUGAGACCAUUGGUAAGGUGCCAUGA